Colletotrichum gloeosporioides is the source of this 1443-nucleotide messenger RNA. RefSeq names its product Fusaric acid cluster transcription factor FUB12. The transcript has 2 exons. Gene Ontology annotation, molecular function: zinc ion binding; DNA binding. The record is from RefSeq and is a predicted model, not a curated record. Bases 1 to 1443 code for a protein of 480 amino acids. Gene Ontology annotation, biological process: DNA-templated transcription. NCBI's taxonomy places the organism in Eukaryota, Fungi, Ascomycota, Sordariomycetes, Glomerellales, Glomerellaceae.
AUGUCUUCACAACUUCCUGAAGACGGCAACAAGGGUCGAGAAGUAGUUGACAAAGGAUCCAUCACGUACGUAGGCGAGUCCUUUCCACUAGCCCUUAUCUUCAAGGACUCGGCGGGCUCUAGUGGUUGGCGACAAGCUCAUCAUCGGGGCCUCUCCUGUGCAGCUGUGGACAACGAGCAAUCAGAUGCUGGUCCGCAAAGCAAGCACCCGCCACAUAUGCGGUCAGAAGAUGUUCUCUAUCUUUCUUCGAAAGGAGCGUUCGAAACGCCGCCUCAUGCGGUGCUUGACGCUCUUAUCGAGGUUUUCAUCACCCGUGUCUACCCGCUGUAUCCGAUUGUCAACCGAGUCGAGUUCAUGGAGCAGUAUCGAACGAAGAAAAUUCCGUGGGUCCUCCUCCAGUCCGUCUGCCUCGUCGCGGCGACGUUCUGCCCAGCCCGGUUGAUCCACAAAUUUGGGUUUGAGUCUCGGCAAACCGCUAGGAGUUCAUUCUACUCUAAAGCCAAAGCCCUGUUCGACUUCAGCUACGAAAAUAGCAAGAUUGUGGUGCUUCAAGUCACCAUUCUCCUGACGUUCUGGGGUGGCAGCCCGAAUACGUACUGGAAUUUCCACUCUUGGGUGGGCACUGGCGUCGCAAUUGCCGAGACAUUGGGCUGUCAUCGUACAAUGGCCAGCACAAACGUCAAGCCGCAGGAUCGUAGUUUGUUGAAACGCCUAUGGUGGGUUCUCGUCGUGCGAGACACUGCCUGCGCGACACUUGUCGGGCGUCCUUUCAGGAUAAACAUGGACCAUUGCGACGUCGACCAGCUCACAAUUCACGACUUUGAGCAAGGAACGCCGUCCACUUCCGCAUUUUACCAGAUUGAGAUGUCCAAGCUGUCUCUCAUCCUGAGGAACAUCAUAAUGGCACGUUUCUCUGCUCGUCGAGAACCAUCUCUGGUUCCUAUGGUGCUUCACUACAUGCUUACGGAAUGGAGAUCGAAAUUGCCCAUUGAACUGGCAUGGUCUGAUACGUCGUCUCGUCCACCCAACGUUCUCAGCGCUUGUCUUGCUGUCACAUACAACCACCACAUGAUACUCGCUCAUCUCAACUGCACGAUUGAUCCAGAGCAGGCACCGAGAGAGCCAUCGUCCGAACAGGUUGCUAGUUUUGCAGCGCAGCAAAUAGCUGCCAUCGCGUGCGGCGUUGUUACGCGGGACGAGAUUCUCUCAGCCCCGCACGAGCUCUUACACGGCAUCUUUACUGCUGCGGUUGUUUUCUACAAGUUGUCGAAGAGCACGCAACCGAUGGAGGGUCAACUGGGCAUGGCUGGUUUGACUAAUUGUCAGAUGGUACUUCAUGAGACAUAUGAAUCUUGGGAUUCGAGUCCCUGGGUUCAGCGUAUUCUCACCGAGAUUUCUACUCUGCAAUCCAAUGUCUCCCUACAUCAAAUGUCUUCGCAUUGA